This is a messenger RNA of Punctularia strigosozonata HHB-11173 SS5, 192 nucleotides long. RefSeq names its product ubiquitin-like protein. Gene Ontology annotation, biological process: protein modification process; mRNA splicing, via spliceosome. Gene Ontology annotation, molecular function: protein binding; protein tag activity. The record is from RefSeq and is a predicted model, not a curated record. Gene Ontology annotation, cellular component: cytoplasm; nucleus. Bases 1 to 192 code for a protein of 63 amino acids. The transcript is spliced from 2 exons. NCBI's taxonomy places the organism in Eukaryota, Fungi, Basidiomycota, Agaricomycetes, Corticiales, Punctulariaceae.
AUGGGUUUCAUCACAGUCCGCGUCAAAUGCAGCCCAGAUGACACCGUCGGUGAUCUGAAGAAACUGAUUGCUGCUCAAACUGGGACUGAUCCCAGCAAGAUCCAGCUCAAGAAGUGGUACACGAUAUACAAAGACCACAUCACGCUAGGGGAUUACGAGAUCAACGACGGAAUGAGUCUCGAGAUGUACUAG